Messenger RNA from Diachasmimorpha longicaudata, 2473 nucleotides. RefSeq names its product ninein. The record is from RefSeq and is a predicted model, not a curated record. Gene Ontology annotation, cellular component: plasma membrane. NCBI's taxonomy places the organism in Eukaryota, Metazoa, Arthropoda, Insecta, Hymenoptera, Braconidae. The transcript is spliced from 9 exons. Bases 238 to 1881 code for a protein of 547 amino acids.
GAGUUUCAUGAGGCCUCCACGAUAAUUUACGAUGGCGUAAGAGUCGUAGCCGCAAUUUUUAAAAAAGAAAACCCGAGGCUCUGGCCUAAUGGCCAGAGGCGUUCCAGUUCUCUGUGCAACCAGGAGCUAAACAGAACGCCAGCACUAGUUAACAUCACUCGAAGUUACAAACUAUUCUGGUGUAUAAUUUCGGGACGAGUCUCAGGAUAUUAGAAAGGAAGAGACACAUCAGGGAGGAUGAGACUCCUGGCGAUUUCGUUUGUCUUGCUCCACCUAAUUCUCGUCGUUAAUCGAUCUGACGCUCGUGAAAUCACGCAUGAAGAUAUCAAGGAUGCCAUGCUGAGUCUCGUCCACAUGAUGCGGGAAAACACAGAGAAGCUGGAGAGGCACGAGGUCAGAGAGCGUCAAUUGGGUGAACAAGUUAAAAAGGCCAUUAGUCUUUUAUCGAAAAGAGUCUCAGCUAUUGAUGGACUCAAGACGCAUCUCACCAAGUUGGAUGAGAGAAUCGGAGGAAUUGAGCAGUUGAUUUCGCAGAGGGACGAGAGAGAGAGAGUUCAAAUGCAAAAAACAGCAGACGGCGUUGAACUCUUGGAGAGUCAUCUAAACAGUUGGUUCACGAAUGUGGAUAACAAACUUGCUGAGAAUAAUCGGCGAACCGAUACCGAAGUACCGAGAAUUCACGAUAAUAGGCCUUCGGAGAUAAUGGUAAAACUCAAUAAAACCGAGGCCGCUAUUGGUGGUGAGCUCGCAAGACUGGAGUUUGCACUCGAAGCUAUUAACAAUAAGCUGGGAGAUGGACCUGCAAAGCUUCUCGUUGUAUCUGAAGAGGUGACUAAGAUUGGAACUAGAAUCAGCGAUAUCGAAGCUUCCCUGGAGGUUCUGAAGUCGAAGGCUCAGCAACUUCACGAGAAGGUGGGUGAGAGGAAGGAGGACGUCAGCCCCACACUUGAGGGACAGACCCAGAUGCUGGAGAGACUGAAGGAACUUGCUGAAGAGACCUCCGAGAGGAUUCAACAACUUCCAAAAACAACUGACGUUCAUGGCCUUCAUAACGAGACACAAGCAGUUCUCCAGGAGACAAAGCAUGCGCUGAGGGAAGCUAUUGCUCGUGAGGUGCAUGAAGUCAACGGGAAAGUGCAGGAGACGAAUCAAGAAACGAAAGAUGCAAUCGGGGAAUUGAGAUUGGAUCUUGCGAAUAAUGCAGAUCGUGUGAAUGAGGAACUCAAAGACCUGGGGAAAGGCCAGUCAGUGAUGGUCUCCAUGGCAGAUCACGUUCUGGACACGAAGAAACGAGUGGAAUACGGAGUUCACCAGAUUCUCCUAGAAGUUGGGGAUUUGGUGAAGGCACAGAGUGUUCACAUCAAUGACACCCUCAACUCUAGAUUCGAUGGAAUCUCCAACGAUAUAAUGGACAAUCAGAAUGGGGCGGUUGCUAAUUUAACCACAAAGAUGGAGCAGGAGAUGAAUCAGGUUUGGAGACAGAUCAAUGUCAUGUACCAGCAAAUGACUGAGAGUGCUAAAGCUCUGGAUAAGCUUCACAAGCAGAAUGAAGCCUAUGUCAAUGGGACUACUACGACCAUGGGGGGAAUGGAGAGCAAAGUCGGAGAGAUCACGAAACGCAUGGCAGAGGUUGACGAGAACCUGAACUACCUCCUGGGCAGGCUCUCCCUGGUGACCCAGGAGUUCAACCAAAUAAAAUCAGGACUGGGUGCCGCAUUGGACAACAUAAAGGCCUCGUUCAAGGAGGUCCAGGAAAAAGCCAAUGACCUGAGCAAUCCUGGCCCGCAUCCUGUCCCCGAAAACUACAAACAGAUGGAUGAAACGCCUAAGAACGAGGACGGGCAUAUACCGGAGAUCAUAAGUCACGUUAAGUCGUAUUAAAAUGGACGGAUACUUAUUGUCCCUCAUUCAUUCAGUCCAAAUCUCAGUCAAAAAAUGCUUUGAGGAUCUACGAGAGAUAAAAGACGUCUUGGGAAAAAAUCAUAUCCACUAUUUGAAAAAUUUGUAACUAAUUGAAUUUAUUGGCGCGGUUAUCUCGUAUGGGAGUGAGUUUACGAGGAAAUGUGACAGAAACUUUUACGUGGAGAGAAAACGUGGAGAAUAAAAAAUGUUUCGUGGUAUUUGCUCAUAGAACCGCUCACUGACGAGACAAAUUCAAAAUUUUUGCAGGUAAUUUUUUGCAAAAAAAGAUCCUCCAUUUCCCAAGGAGAUUUAUUUCGCAUUUUUCCCUUUAGUAUUAUUAUCUCACCCAAUUAUCGUAGACAUAAUUCCACGUAUAAUUAGUCUAGAAUUUUUGUAAAUGCCUCUAACCCUCGGAAAAGCCAUCAGAACUUAAAAUCAGGGAGAAAAUUAACGUACAGGAAGAUGGGAGAUUCUUUGUAACGAAUUAAAUCAUCAAUAUUGUCGCCUGUCAACAAAUUUGUUUUUACUAUUUACUUAUUUCAUCAAUAAAUCUUAUGACAUUCGUUCUGAA